AUGUCAGAAGCAACUCCGAUGGAUCCGAAGCUUGGGGAUAUGCCGAAGUUAGACCAAGGAGCUUCAGGAGUUGGAAUAGGGAAUUUUCAGGAGGUUGGUCCACUAGACACAUUUCUCAAGCCCAGAAAUUCAACUUGGUUGAAGAAAACCGAACUCUUGUUUGUGGAUAGUCCAGUUGGGGCAGGCUACAGUUUCGUGGAAGAUAAGAAUUUGUAUGUGAAAAGUGAUGAGGAAGCAGCCCUCUCUUCAUUGUUGCUGAAUCUUAUGGUCGCAAAAUCGCGCUUAGCUGAGAAGAUCAGAAAACAACUAACGAAUGGCGAAUACGUCGAAGCCACGGAAACAUGGAUGGAACUCGAAUCCAUGAUUAGCGUCAACUCCAAUUCUGUCGAUUUUUACAACUUCUUAUUGGAUUCUGGGAUGGACCCUCUCUCGCUCACAACGAGUGAAGAAACAAGAAAAGAAAACAGAUUAUUAAAAAAGUCGAGUGCAGAUGAUGAAGGAAACCUUGAUAAAUUAAUGAACGGCAUUAUCAAAAGGAAGCUCAAGAUUAUUCCUAAAGACCUCUCAUGGGGGAACAAUUCGGGUGAUGUGUUUACAGCAAUGCAAGCUGAUUUUAUGAGACCCACAAUCGAACGCGUGGAUGAGCUUCUUGCCAAGGGAGUAGAUGUGACCAUCUAUAAUGGACAACUUGAUGUUAUCUGCUCAACAAGUGGAACUGAAGCAUGGGUUCACAACCACAAGUGGGAGGGGAUACAAGAGUUUAAGAAGAUGGACAUAGAACCAUUAUACUGUGAAAAUGAUAGAGAAAGAACAAGAGGCUUCACAAAAUCAUUCAAGAAUCUCCAUUUCUACUGGAUUCUUGGAGCUGGACAUUUCCAACAUGUACCAGUAGAUGAGCCAUGUGUUGCAUUAAAAAUGGUUGGUGAAAUAAUGAAGUCACCACAACUUUGA
Messenger RNA from Eruca vesicaria subsp. sativa (arugula), 951 nucleotides. Lineage: Eukaryota; Viridiplantae; Streptophyta; Magnoliopsida; Brassicales; Brassicaceae. The record is from the annotation of a GenBank genome assembly.